Messenger RNA from Sardina pilchardus (European sardine), 1536 nucleotides. RefSeq names its product glycerophosphodiester phosphodiesterase domain containing 3b (gene gdpd3b). The record is from RefSeq and is a predicted model, not a curated record. NCBI's taxonomy places the organism in Eukaryota, Metazoa, Chordata, Actinopteri, Clupeiformes, Clupeidae. Gene Ontology annotation, molecular function: phosphatidylcholine lysophospholipase A1 activity; phosphoric diester hydrolase activity. Gene Ontology annotation, cellular component: endoplasmic reticulum membrane. Gene Ontology annotation, biological process: glycerophospholipid catabolic process. The coding region runs from base 99 to 1058 and encodes 319 amino acids. The transcript has 10 exons.
UAAGAGUAAGUGUGUGCCUUGGACAAGCAGGACUCAAGAGGCAAGUUGGAAGCAGCCUUCAUCAACAGCAUCCAGUCGUCAGUGUGCCGUGUGUCACCAUGGAUCCCAUGUGCAUUCUGUGGGCUUGCCUGGUUCCACUGUUCUAUGUUCCACUGUUCUAUGUUCUCGUCUCACUGAUCCUGCUGUGGAACCCACAGAUUCUCCACACCAAGAAGCACCUGGGGUUCUCCGCUCGGAACAUAGCACACAGAGGAGGGGCUGGAGAGAGGAUCGAGAACACCAUGGAGGCAUUCACACAUGCUGUAGAUGUGGGGGCAGACAUGUUGGAGCUCGACUGUCAUAUGACCAAAGAUGGUCAAGUGGUCGUGUCACACGAUGGGAACCUCCUGAGACAGACAGGAAGUGAUGUCAUGAUCUCUUCAUUGAACAUGCAGGACCUGCCCCUCUAUAAAGAGAGUCUGGAAGUAACGUUCAACUGCGGUCACUACAGUAAGGGGCAGGACAGGAAGUUUGCGCUGUUAGAGGACGUCUUCCAGAAAUUCCCCAGAAUGCCCAUCAACAUCGAGGUCAAGGAGAACGAUGACAUUCUCAUAGAGAAGGUUGCGUCUUUGGUGAGGUCUUACAGGAGAGAUGCCAUCACUGUUUGGGCCACAGACAACGGGAACCUCAUGUCCAAAUGCAGGAAACAGAAUCCAGACAUGCCAUUCAUGUUCACCUUUUGGAGAGGCCUCCUGGUGUUGGCUCUCUUCUACACUGGCCUACUGCCCUUCAUACCGCUGAGAGAAAACCUGCUGCAGUUUUACCUUCCCAGAGUCUUCAACAGGAAGUACAUCCCAGUUCCUCCAGACCCCUCGAUCCUGCACUACGGAUGGUUCGUCUGGCUGCUGGAGAAGCUGACCAUGAGGAAGGCUUUGUUCGAUCACCUGGUGAAAAGAGGAAUCGAGGUGCAGCUGUUUGUCUGUAACGGCGACAGUGACAUCGAGGCGGCGUUUGCUGUCGGGGCGACCGCAGUGAUGACGGACUACCCCUCGCUGUUAGCGGCUAAAAAGCUCAAGUGACCGCUCUCUCAGAAGCGCGCACACACACACACACACACACACACACACACACGCACACACACACACACGCACACACACACACACGCACGCACACACUGGACUCACCUGAGCCACCACUGGCAUAAUAUGCACUUUAUUUUCACUCAGGACUUUUUUUGUGAUUCCUUUCCUUUGCUUUUUAUUUACAUAAAAACUCAGAGUUGCGCCAUUUCCCACACCUGUAUGUUGUUCUUCCUGCUGAAGCAGUUUGAAGUCUCUGGUUUUGUGUCGUGGUGUGUUUAUGUAUAAGCUCUAAAUCCUGCCAAGACGAGAUGUGUGCGGCACACAAAGUGUGAAAAGCUUAUUUGUGUUCAAAGACAUUUCUUUUAGACUUUAUUAAACUUUACUUGAAUUAUGUUCAAAAGACUUUUCUAUUAUAUUUAUGUGAAACUGUAGUUAUGUAAUUGUAAAACAAAUGACAUUAAAUAAAACAAAUCAA